This is a messenger RNA of Symbiodinium sp. CCMP2456, 2895 nucleotides long. The record is from the annotation of a GenBank genome assembly. NCBI's taxonomy places the organism in Eukaryota, Dinophyceae, Suessiales, Symbiodiniaceae.
AUGCGUAACUGGACUCUCUGGUUCGGCCCGCUCGCCGCUGCGGCGAUGGGCGUUUUCGUGAAGUCGCAGGGCCUGCCGGCGGAGGCGGCUUGGACCGCCGGGGUUGCCCUGUUGUGCGCGGUCUGGUGGGUGUCUCAGCCGAUCCCGAUCCCCGUGACAUCGCUCGUGCCGAUUGCGGUGCUGCCGACGGUUGGCGUCCUCUCGGCGAAGGAAGUGGGCGAAGCGUACGGCGAUCCGAUGGUGCUGCUGUUCCUAGGCGGCUUCAUCCUCUCGAUGGCGAUGGAGCGUAGCGGCGCGCACCGGCGCCUAGCGAUCGGCAUGAUCCGGCUCUGCGCACUGGGGCCAAAGGCGUUGUGGGCGCGACCAACAGCCGACGCACCGGCGCCCGUCAUCAGCGGCAGGCGGAUGGUGAUGGGCUUCAUGCUCGCCGCGGGGGUCGUCAGCAUGGGGGUUUCUAACUCGGCGACGACGUUGAUGCUUCUGCCGAUCGCGAUCGCGGCGUUGGAGGGCGUCACCGACCGGCGUGUUCGCAACGCGUUGCUGCUGAGCAUCGCGUAUGGCGCGAGCAUCGGCGGCGUCGCCACGCCGAUCGGUUCGCCGCCGAACCUGAUCGCGAUGCAGGUUUACAGCGACACCACCGGAGAUCACCUCACCUUCACCCAGUGGAUGUCGUUCGGCCUGCCGAUCGCUGCGGUCAUGAUGCCAAUCGCGGCGUUCUGGCUGUCGCGGGGGCAGGGGCGGCCGCUGGCGAACGACUUGCCCGACCCCGGCCCUUGGCGAGCCGCGGAGCGUCGGACGCUUGCCGUCUUUGCGGUUACCGCGGUGCUGUGGAUCACCAGGCAAGAGCCGCUGGGCGGCUGGAGCGGCUUGUUGGGGCUCGAAGGCGCGAACGAUGCGUGCGUCGGUCUGUUGGCGGCGAUCGCGCUGUUCUUGAUACCCUCGGGCGAGCCUACACUCGAGGGAGAUCAGCCGGCGCCGAAGCUGCUCGACUGGGCGGCCGCUUCGAAGCUGCCCUGGGGCAUGCUGCUACUCUUCAGCGGUGGGCUCGUGCUAGCGAAGGCGUUCACGGCGUCGGGGCUCAGCGGCGCCGUUGGCGAGUCGCUCAACGUCCUGGCGGCGUUGCCGACGCCGCUGCUGGUGGCCGCCAUUUGCCUGAUGGUGACGUUCCUCACGGAGAUCACCAGCAACACGGCCACAACGGCGAUGCUAAUGCCGCUCUUGGCCGCGAUGUCACAAUCGACAGGCAUCGAGCCGAAGCUGCUGAUGUUCCCGGCAGCGGUGAGCGCGAGUUUCGCGUUCAUGCUUCCCGUGGCGACCCCCCCGAACGCGGCGGUCUACGGCGCCGGCGUCGAGACCCGGGACAUGGCCCGCGAAGGGCUGGCGCUGAACCUCGUCGGCGCGGUGGUCAUCACGGGGCUGAAUUGCGUCAUGCCGGUCGCUAUGGAGCUGUCGCGGAUCAUCAUCUCGGAGAUCAACGACCAGCAGGUCGUCUACCUCAAGGAAGUCGAUGGGCCGCGGACCUUCCCGAUCUUGAUCGGCUACUUCGAGGCUAGCAGCAUCGACCGCCACGUCCGCCAUGUCGAGACGACGCGACCGUUGACGCACGACCUGCUCGUGGCGGUGAUCGAGGAGCUCGGCGGUGAUCUGCAGGACGUCGUGAUCACUGAGCUACGCGACCACGUCUACUACGCGCGUUUGCGCGUGCGGCAAGAAGGCGAACUCUUGGAGAUCGACGCCCGCCCGAGCGACGCGAUCGCCGUAGCAAUGACCUGCGACCCGGGGAGUGAAGGCAACACGCCUACGAUGCAAGCCGUUCUUUAUCAUGCGUUUGGGGCGAUGCCCGAGUUGGCGACGGUUGCUGAUCCGGCGCCGGCGGAUGACGGCGUGGUGAUACGCGUUGAGGCUACCGGGCUUUGUCGCAGCGACUGGCACGGGUGGCGCGGGCAUGAUCCGGAUAUCCGCACGUUGCCGCACGUGCCGGGGCAUGAGCUGGCGGGCGUCGUCGUUGAGGUCGGCAAGGACGUCCGCAAGUGGCGUGGCGGCGAGCGCGUCACCGUGCCGUUUGUCGGCGGCUGCGGCAAGUGCGAUACCUGCGCGCGGGGCGAUCAGCACGUUUGCCCGCAGCAGUUUCAGCCUGGCUUCUCCGGCUGGGGGUCGUACGCCGAGCUCGUCGCGGUGCGCUACGCCGACGUGAACCUGCUGGCGCUGCCCGAGGGGAUGACGAGCAUUGUUGCGGCGAGCCUCGGUUGCCGAUUGGCGACGGCGUACCGUGCCGUCGCGAUCCAGGCGGCGCCGAAGCCGGGCGACUGGGUUGCGGUGCACGGGUGCGGCGGCGUUGGCUUGUCGGCCGUGAUGACGGCCGCGGCGCUCGGCGCUCGGCCAAUCGCCGUUGAUAUUCGUCCCGAGCCCUUGGAGCUCGCCAAAGAGUUCGGCGCGGUGGCGACGAUCGAUGCGUCGAAAACGCCCGACGUGGGGGCGGCGAUUAUCGAUCUGACGAAUGGCGGCGCCGACUCUUCGCUUGAUGCGCUCGGCAGCCGGGCGACGUUCGCCAACUCGCUGGCGUGCCUCCGCCGCCGCGGACGCCAUGUGCAGGUGGGGUUGCUCGUGGGGGAUGACGCCGACCCCCGCGUUGCGAUGGGGCGUGUGCUCGGCUGGGAACUCGAGAUCGUCGGCAGCCACGGCCUACAGGCCCAUCUGUACGCGCCGCUCUUCGACCUCGUGUCAAAGGGCAAGAUCGACCCGCUGCGGCUGGUGGACCGGACAAUCCCCCUCGCCGAAGCCCCCGCGGCCUUGGCGGAGUUGGGUGACUAUCGCGGGGCGGGGAUGACGAUUAUUGAUCUAGAGGCGACGCCUCCGCUCACGGACAGCUUCGACACGCUCCUGCUACCGAACUAG